AUGGCGCCGCGCGCGGCGGAUCCCUACUACGUCGUCCGCGACGAGCUCGAUCGUCGCGUCGAUGCGCUCCGACAACGGUGCGCGGAGACGAGCGGGGGCGGGAACGCGAGCGCGUUGACGGAAUUGAUGCGUCAAGACGCCGAGGGCGCGCUGUGGGAACUCGACGAGCUCGAUCGCGCGACGACGACGGCGAGCAAAGACUUGGCGCGGUACGGAUUGACGCGUGAGGAGCUGGAGGAGCGGUGGCGGUGGAGCGCGCGCGAGAGAGAACGGGUGCGGGAGGUGAUGUCGAUCGCGGCGCGUCGGGCGGGCGGGACGGGCGGGACGCGGACGGCGGACGACGCGGGAGACGCGACGCGGAGAGACGUUGAGAGCGGACGAACGGAGCGUGGAUUCGAUGAUCAUCAACAGUUGUUGGUGCGGAGGCAGGAUGAGGAUCUGGAUGACAUCUCGGCGAGCAUAUCUCGCAUCGGACAGGUCGGGUUGACGAUCGGCGAGGAGUUGGCGUCGCAGAGUAAGAUGUUGGAGGAGUUGGACGAAGACGUCGAUGGGGUUCAGGCUCGGUUGAAGGCGGCGGAGUUGAAGAUGCGAGAUGUUUUGAAGAAGGCUGGCUUGAGGGGGCAGCUGUGCGUCAUCGUUUUCCUCAGCGUCGUGUUGUUCGUUCUGUUUUACGUCGCAUUCGCCGGGAGCUGA
Ostreococcus tauri is the source of this 693-nucleotide messenger RNA. RefSeq names its product Syntaxin 6, N-terminal. The coding region runs from base 1 to 693 and encodes 230 amino acids. Gene Ontology annotation, biological process: intracellular protein transport; Golgi vesicle transport. Lineage: Eukaryota; Viridiplantae; Chlorophyta; Mamiellophyceae; Mamiellales; Bathycoccaceae. Gene Ontology annotation, cellular component: membrane. Gene Ontology annotation, molecular function: SNAP receptor activity. The record is from RefSeq and is a predicted model, not a curated record. The transcript has a single exon.